This is a messenger RNA of Aplosporella prunicola CBS 121167, 954 nucleotides long. RefSeq lists its product as uncharacterized. The transcript is spliced from 3 exons. The coding region runs from base 1 to 954 and encodes 317 amino acids. The record is from RefSeq and is a predicted model, not a curated record. Gene Ontology annotation, molecular function: protein binding. NCBI's taxonomy places the organism in Eukaryota, Fungi, Ascomycota, Dothideomycetes, Botryosphaeriales, Aplosporellaceae.
AUGGCCGUAAAUGACUCGCCCUCAACGAAAGGUCUCACGACCAGCUUGACCAAGUACCUUCAGCCUGGCAAGUUCUCCGACCUCAAGGUCCGCUGCAGCGACGACAUCAUGUACGAUGUGCAUAAAGCCAUCGUCUGCAGUCAGAGUCGUUUCUUCGAGCAAGCCUGCAACCCGGCGCACACGUUCAAGGAGAACGCCACCGGCGUCAUCGAACUAAAAAACGAGGACGCCGACGCCGUCCGCGCUUUGCUCCAGUUCAUGUACUACUGCGGCUACGAGACGCCCAGCGAAACCGGCAACCCAGGCGAUCGCUCCAGCGCGCCCAGCAGCAGCAGCAGCAGCAAAAUAAAUAGGGCCAACGACUUCGAAUUCUACACCAACUGGCGCAAGCGGAAGCGGGCGCCGGCGACAACGUCGCCCUCGCUGACCGAGAUGCUGUUCCACGCGCAGAUGUACGGCCUGAGCGGCUUCUACGGCAUCGAUGCGCUAGCACCCUACGCGAAGCAGCGCUUCGAAGCGUGCGUGGAUGAGCGCGCGGGCUGGAAGGAGGCGCGCUUCGCCCGCGUCGUCGAGCUCGUGUACGCGACGACGCCGGCGCGGAACCGCGGUCUGCGCGACAUGGUCGUCUAUGUGUGCCGUAGGAACUACAGGGCGCUGAUGGCGGACCCGGAUUUCGCAGCCAUGAAGACGCGUCUAGCGGAGUCCUUUGCUAAGGAGCUCGAUGCCGCCGUCGCGCGCGCCGGUUCGAGGUUCCCGCUGGAUGUAGAGGCGUACAGAUGUCCUGCGAAGCGUUGCGACAACGUCUUCUACGCCAACCCGGAGCUUGUCCGCAAGAACUAUAAAGGUUGGGAUGGCGAGAGUCGUGUCUUUUGCACUUUUUGCUGUGGAGAGCUCGCGCUUGAGGAUCUGAAGGGUUUGCAGGUCAUCGAGAAAUAUGAUGUGGUGACGGAGUAG